GAGGUGGAGGGGGGUGUAGUGUGUGGAGACAGCCGCUGCGGUGCAUUGUCAGGCUGAGCGCACGCAGGAGAGGGAGACAGAGAGAGAAUCCCCCAUUUUAGCUCAACAAUAUUACAGCAGUGCAGCGAUAUCUACAACAAUGGCAGUCUGGCACUCUCAGCAUAGUGCUAUCGAUCCAAGCAGUGGAAACCCAACACAUGCACACGCUCUCUGAUUUUUAUUUUAUUUUAGUCAUUAUUUUGCAUGUAGUUCUCAGAUGAAAUUGAUGGGGGGGGGGAGAAAAACUGCAGAAAUUCUCACUGAACACGCUCAGUGGUGCAGGCACACUGACUUACUAACCGGAUCUCUUCUAAGACACCGCACUGGAGACGGAGAGCACGAGUGAGGGAGAGGGCGAUCGAGCAAGCGCAAGAGGAGGGGAGAGGAACAGAGGGAGCACAGCAGAGUAAAAAGAGGAAAAAACAGAGGAGGAGGAGGAAGAAGAAGAAGAAGAAGAGAGAAGGAGAGAGUCGCAGGAGGAAGGAGGAGGAGAAUGCUCGGCGUCUGGGCAACACUUCCACGCUUGUGUCCAGGGCCUUUGUGAAUACACCAUGGGAUGCAUCGGCUCCAGGAGACUGACGGCAGAUGGGGUGCCAGUCCAGAAGGAUGGGGAGCAACAUGGACGUUCAGAGUUUUCAUGGGAAGGAAUCAAUCUGUCCAUGGAGGACACCACAUCAAUCCUGCCUCGGCUCAAGAGGAACUCAAAUGCCUAUGGCAUCGGGGCUUUGGCUAAGUCUUCUCUGUCAGGUGUGUCAGGAGUCACACGCACCAUGAAGGAAAGAGUAACCAAGCCCACAGCGAUGGCCCAGGGCCGUGUUGCUCACAUGAUCGAAUGGCAGAACUGGGGCAUGCAGACGGUUGGCGCAGGAGGGCUGCCCCAGUCCCGCAUCAGCACCCAAGAGCGGGAAAAGGAGCGGCGGGCGGAGAACGACGCCUACAGCGACCUCAGCGACGGAGAAAAGGAGGCUCGGUUCGCUGCAGGCAUCCUGCAACAGUUUGCAAUCUCGGAGGCGACGCUCUUGGCGUGGUCGUCGAUGGACGGGGAGAGCCCGCGGUCGGGUUCAAACCAGGGCAGCGUGGCUCACCUGAGCGAGGUCAACCAGGAGAGCAUCACCAGUCGAGAUCAGAUAUUACACCAGUCCUCAGCAGAGGUGUGGCCUCACACGUACGUCUCCCAGGGCCACUACUGCCUCUCGUCCUCCGACGCCUGGGAACCGACCAACAGCGACCCUUCGGGCGUGGCGUCUCCCCCUGCUGGUUCCUACAUCAUGGGGACGGACGGCUACGACGGGCAGGCGGCGGCUCACUUCCUGUCCCAGCAGCAGCAGCAGCAGCAGCAGCAGUACAACCUCCAGCAGCUGCAGCAGCUCCAACAGAUCCAGCAGUACCAGCAUCAGCAGCUCCUGCAGUAUCAACAACAACAGGCUCUGGAGCACCGGCUGCACAGUGCCAACCACUCUCUGCAGGCAACACCCAACAGCACCAUCCACAGCCUGGUUCACCAGGUCCACCCGCCGCUGGUUGAUCUGUGGAACACGGGGCAGAUGGAGGCCUAUCAGGCGGAGGCCGGAGGCUACAUGGGCGUAGCGGCGGUGGUGGAGGCGGGCCUGUGUGUGCCGGCGGGGGAGGAGGUGGUGGGAACCGAGCACUCCCCGCUGCUGGAGCAGCAGGAGGAGGAGCAGUUCAAGGAAGAAGACAUAAUGCUGGCCCUGGACCAGGAGUCGGCCAUGUUGACUCCGCCCACGCAGCAGGGAGAUGCCUCUGGAGGCAGUAGUCCAGGGCAACCGCCAACUGAGCCAAUCACAGAGCGGAAGGCCUCCGAUGUCACCUCUGGUCUCAUCCAGACGCUGGAGGAAAAGGAAGAGGAAGAGGAGGAAGAGGAGGCUGGGCCACCUGCCUCCAUGGCCGCCAACUGAGCUCCUGAUGGUUUAGACUCCUGAACACAAACUAACCUGGGAGUCGGCGAGGGACGAGCAACAUACAACAAUAUAUAUCUAUUAAUCCGUUCCUUUUCAGGUAUCAAAAACUUUUCGUUUUAAAGGUGAAUUCCUUAAAAUGACUCACAACCAGACAGGAGCUCAUGCAACAAAGGACACCUCUGUCUUUGUAAGCCUUACACCCCGAAGGUUUGAAAAAUAGAGUUAAAACAGAGCAGAAGAGGAGGAGGAGGAGGAGGAGGAGGAGGAGGGGGAAGAACAUUUCCAAAGGGGGGAAAGAAACCAGACUGUGAUGAAGAGGAGGGGAAUGGAAACAUGCAUGCUUUUUCUUUGAAGACCAACAACUCAAACCUGUCUUUGUCUUAUGAUGAAAAUAAAAAUCUAACUUACAUUAGCAUAAUAAGAGGAACAAUUUUUGUAAUAAAGCAAAAAAAAAAAAUGAACAGCAAGCGAUGUGUGAUGAGAUCUCACAGGUUUCCUGAAGGAGAGCUGCUCUGUUUACAGCCCUGACUUAACGCGUUCUUCAUUUCUUUCUCUUGGAUCAAACACGUGCACCCUAAUACAACAAAAAGCAACCCGAGCAAUUUCACAGAGGAGUCUCAGCAUUUCGGUGAAAUGCAGUUUAACUCGUCUGAAAUCCAUUCUCCUGCGACUUUGUGGCACAACCCGGGGGCGAGCCUGCUCUGCUGACUGCACACACCCAACCCUGCACAGAUAAGGAUUGUACUGUAAGAUAGCGAGCUUCCUACUCUGUCUCUCUGUAUGCAUGUCCUUCAGAGUACCACAGAGUACCUGUAACUCUACAGCACUGUAAAAGACUUUGCACUGAACCGUUCCAAUCCCAAGGUGGGAGUUCCCCGACGGAGACGGCUGCGUACACGACUUUAGUUGGGUUUUUCCUUGUUGUGAAAUAUGUUUUUUUUUUUUUGCACUAAAGCAAUCCAGCAGAUCAGAGUUUGCCUUUGGACUGUUGGCUCGUUCCCCGCUCUGACAAACCAAAACCACCCGAGCCGCUUCACGAUGCAGGAACACUCAGCUGCUUUGUUUUUCACACAGAUCCUGACACACAGAGGAUGUUGACCACUAUUCUGAAUGUACUGGACGACUGCGGGGGGUGGGAGGGUCGCCUCCUGGUCACUCAGAGCCACUCCGUACACACGGACACGGGAAUAUCUAAAUUGUAACCAGCAAUAGGCAGAGGAAACACUUGCCUUCCAAA
This is a messenger RNA of Poecilia latipinna (sailfin molly), 3195 nucleotides long. It is a transcript of the gene fam131bb, whose product is annotated as family with sequence similarity 131 member Bb. Lineage: Eukaryota; Metazoa; Chordata; Actinopteri; Cyprinodontiformes; Poeciliidae. The record is from RefSeq and is a predicted model, not a curated record. The coding region runs from base 591 to 1955 and encodes 454 amino acids. The transcript has 10 exons.